AUGUCCGACUCCUACUUCAACAACACUACGGCGUCGCUGGAAGACCCACACCCAAAGGUAGAGCUGGCUCCACCACCUCGCGUACAACCUCUCGCUGAGCCACGCGCCAUGUCUCCAUUGUCAAACUGCGAUGACAUUGAGAAGAUGGCACCUCUGGGGGAUAUUGUCGACCGCAUGACCCGGCUCAGGACUUCGAGUACGGCUAAGCUUGUUAAACGGGAAUCCUACGACCUCUCUGGAAGCACCUUUUUGAUCACAAACGACGGGAAGACACUCAAGCUACCUAUUCCCUCGGAGAGCAAGGCGGAUCCUUUAAACUGGAGUCAAUGGAAGACUGCCGGAGCAAUCUUUUCCAUCGCACUGUACUCGGUCCUUUGUCUGACUGCGGCACAAGCCUCAACUGUUCUGUUGGAUGGUGUGCAGACUGAGUUUGCUUCAGAGGUAUUUUUAAUGAUCAUCGACCUAACCUACAUCAACCAGCGCUCCACAGCCGUAGCCACCAUGUGGUGCGUAGCAGGCGGCUUCGGCACCUCUGGUGUCGCCCUUGUCCCCGUAAUCACCAACCACAGCGGCCACUGGCGCGAGUUCUACCACAUCUGGCUGAUUCCGCUCUGCAUCUCCUUCCUAGUCUCCUUCUUCCUAUACCCAGAGACGUACUUCAAGCGCCCCACCGUCGCCUUCGACGGCCUCAUCCUUAUGCAAAGCGCAACCGAAAAACUCACAGUCUACCAAGACGCCGAGGAAGACUCUAGCCUCUACCGCGACCUCCCCGAGCCCCCGCCUCGCAGGGGCUUCGCCGGACUCCGCGAUCGCAUCGGUAUCGCUCGCUCGCCGUUUGCGUGUUGGAGGGCAAUGGGUCGCUGCUACGUUCAAAUGGCUUACUGUGCCAUGAGCCCCCUCAUCUUCUGGGUCUUUGUCGCUUCAGGCUUCAACUCAGCGAGCAUGAUGUUCAUCGGUGCUACGUACCCACGUGUCCUCCUCGCAGAACCCUACAACAUUUCCCCCGAGCUCAUUGGCACCGUAAACGUUGCCUCGGGCUGUGGCGCCCUCCUUGCCUUGCCCAUAUGCACCUUCGUCACUGGUCGCGGUAUAACACGUCUCUCGAAACGCAACCACGGCGUCCAAGAAGCAGAACACUACCUCAUCGCGUACAUCCUCCCCGUCAUCGUCGGCGGCCUAAGUUCGCUCCUCUACGGCCUCGCCGUGCACCGUCACUGGAGUCCCGUCGCCAUCUACUUUGCCUACGGAAUGAACGGUUUCGCUUUCGUCACCCUCAUGACGGCGAAUACACUGUGGGUUACCGAGGCAUUUCCGCGAUGGGCAGCCCCCGCGCUGGCGGUCGUUGGUGGCGGGUUGUUUACGGAGUCUUUUGCGCUGAGCUUCGUUAUUGUACCGUGGAUUAAUGCGCAUGGGUUCAUGUGGGUGGGCAUUGAGUUGAUGCUGUUUCAGAUUGUAGGCGGGUUGAUUGCAAUGCCGGUUGCGUUUUGGGGGAAGAGUGCGAGACAGGCUAUUGCGGGGAAGUGGGCGGAUGAUAGGAGUGGGGCGCUGAGGCCGUUGUGA
Messenger RNA from Pyrenophora tritici-repentis Pt-1C-BFP, 1560 nucleotides. Lineage: Eukaryota; Fungi; Ascomycota; Dothideomycetes; Pleosporales; Pleosporaceae. The record is from RefSeq and is a predicted model, not a curated record.